Molecule: messenger RNA, 3945 nt
Organism: Glarea lozoyensis ATCC 20868
Lineage: Eukaryota; Fungi; Ascomycota; Leotiomycetes; Helotiales; Helotiaceae
Product: Calcium ATPase, transmembrane M
Exons: 5
Coding region: 1-3945 (1314 amino acids)
Biological process (GO): intracellular calcium ion homeostasis
Cellular component (GO): endoplasmic reticulum membrane
Molecular function (GO): ATP binding; ATP hydrolysis activity; P-type ion transporter activity
Source: RefSeq, a predicted model, not a curated record
AUGGCGCCUCUUGUGGAUAAUCCGUUGAUUGCAUCUGCGACUUUGCAUAAUCCGUUGCCACUCUCCUUACACACAUACGUCUGGCCUUUUAUAAUAAUAUGGCCCAUCUUCUUUCGAUAUUACCUGUCGCAGGACCUUUACGAUAAACACAUUGGCGGGCAGGAAUGGACUUUUGUGUGGUGUGGAACAAUUAUCACCAUUCAGAGUUUGGUCUGGCUCAGCACAAACUGGAGUGUUAAUCUGAGAUCCCUCUUCACUUCGACCUCGGUGAAAAGCGUCGGAGAAGCCAAGUUAAUCAAAGUUCUGCCUGUGGCUAACGCUGGGGCUCCUGAUAUCUGUUCUAUUGUCCGCGAUACGGCAGGGGGCAAAAAUAAUGUUUCUUUCCUUUUCCAAAAGAGACGAUUUCUCUACGACCAGACCAAAGGCUCCUUCUCACCACUUACUUACGCGAUUGACGCCGAGCCAAAACCUAAAAUCGAACAAUUCCAGAAGUCGAUAGGUAUUUCCUCCCAAUCCGAACUUUCCCGAAUCCAGCAACAUUAUGGCGACAAUACCUUCGAUAUCCCGGUUCCCACUUUCGUCGAACUCUUCAAGGAGCACGCGGUUGCGCCAUUUUUCGUCUUUCAAAUCUUCUGUGUAGGACUAUGGAUGUUGGAUGAAUACUGGUAUUACUCUCUGUUUACGCUUUUCAUGCUUGUUGCAUUUGAAAGCACGGUUGUUUGGCAAAGACAGAGAACCUUGAACGAAUUCCGCGGGAUGAGCAUCAAGCCUUACGAUAUCUGGGUCUAUCGGUUGAAUAAAUGGACCGAAACUCAAAGUGAUAAACUAUUGCCGGGAGACUUGGUAUCUGUCGGACGUACCAAGGAAGACAGCGGAGUCGCAUGUGAUAUGGUUCUGGUGGAAGGAAGCGCUAUUGUCAAUGAGGCGAUGUUGUCCGGUGAAAGUACCCCUCUCUUAAAGGACUCGGUUCAGCUCAGGCCUUCGGAUGCAUUGUUGGAACCGGAAGGACUGGACAAGAAUGCCUUUUUAUACGGCGGUACCAAGGUCCUCCAGAUCACUCAUGGAAACAGCGAAGAGGAACGGCCAAAAGUUGCUUCUGGAGUGCCAGCACCUCCGGAUAAUGGAGCCAUGGCUAUUGUUGUCAAGACUGGGUUCGAGACUUCUCAAGGAAGCUUGGUCCGUACCAUGAUCUACUCUACCGAGCGUGUUUCUGCAAACAAUGCCGAAGCCCUUCUUUUCAUCCUUUUCCUCUUGAUCUUCGCAAUCGCCGCCUCCUGGUAUGUUUGGGAUGAAGGUGUCAAGAAAGACCGAAAGCGAUCCAAGCUUCUUCUGGACUGUGUCCUUAUCGUUACUAGUGUUGUCCCACCGGAGUUACCUAUGGAGUUGAGUCUUGCAGUGAACACCAGUCUUGCAGCUCUCAGUCGUUACGCAAUCUAUUGUACCGAGCCUUUCCGUAUUCCAUUCGCCGGACGCGUUGACGUUGCGUGCUUUGACAAGACCGGGACUCUGACUGGAGAAGAUUUGGUUGUUGAGGGAAUUGCUGGCCUUGGUCUUCAAAAGUACCAGGAGUCUGGUACAGAUACACCACGUGAAACCGACGGCGCUCAUAGCCAUAUCACCCCAGUGCUUGAAGCAGGGCUGGAAACGACUCUUGUCCUCGCCACUGCACACGCUCUUGUGAAACUCGAUGAAGGCGAUAUUGUUGGAGAUCCGAUGGAGAAAGCCACCCUCACGUCGCUCGGAUGGACUCUUGGCAGAAAUGAUACUUUGACUAGCAAAAAUACUUCAUCCGUCAAAGGCACCUCUUACGGCACUGCUUCCAACUCUGUUCAAAUCAAGCGUCGCUUCCAGUUCUCUUCUGCGCUGAAACGACAAAGUUCUGUCGCGACCGUUACCUUGAUUCAUCCUGACACUGGUAAAAAGGUCCGAAACACCUUUGUUGGUGUCAAAGGUGCCCCAGAAACUAUAAUGAAAAUGUUGGUCAGUGUACCUGGGGAUUAUGAAGAGACUUUUAAGUAUUUCACUAGAAAGGGCUCCCGUGUUCUCGCUCUCGCAUUCAAGCAUCUUUCAACCGACACCGAGCUUGGAAGCCAGAAAAUCAAUGAGCUUAAGCGCGAAAGGGUGGAAGCAGAUCUACAUUUCGCUGGUUUCCUCGUGCUCCACUGCCCACUAAAAGAAGACGCCAAAUCAUCUGUCCGCAUGCUGAACGAGAGUAGUCAUCGUGUAGUCAUGAUCACCGGAGACAAUCCGCUUACCGCUGUACACGUCGCCUACGAGGUGGAAAUAGUUGACAGAGAAGUUCUCAUUCUUGACGCGCCUGAGCAUGACGAUUCUGGGGAGAAAUUAGUAUGGAGAAGUGUUGACGACAAAAUCUCGAUUCCUGUCGACCCUAGCAAACCUAUUGACCCGAAAAUCAUUCAAAACAACGAUUUGUGCGUGACUGGUUAUGCUUUGGCAAAGUUCAAGGGCCAGGUUGCCUUAUCAUCAAUCUACCGAUAUACUUGGGUGUACGCUCGUGUAUCACCGAAGCAAAAGGAAGAGAUCUUGAUGGGUCUCAAGGAUCUUGGUUACUAUACACUCAUGGCUGGUGACGGAACGAACGAUGUUGGUGCGCUGAAACAAGCCCAUAUCGGCGUUGCGCUGUUGAAUGGUUCCCAAGAUGAUCUCAAUAAGAUUUCCGAGCAUUUCAGAAAUACCAAGAUGAAAGAGAUGUAUGAGAAACAAGUUCAACUGAUGACAAGAUUCAACCAACCGUCGCCUCCAGUCCCUGUUCUGAUCGCCCAUCUUUAUCCCCCGGGACCGACUAACCCCCACUACGAGAAAGCUGUGGAGCGAGAAAUGGAACGGAAGGGAACAACUCUAGCGCUCAAAGAGACUGCUGCGGAUAGCAAAACCGAAAAGAUAGAGACUAUAACCACACCGGGCGCUCAAGCUCUCAUUAACUCCAAGACCCAAAAUCAAACUCCAGCACAGCAGAAAGCUUCAAGCUUGGCCGAGAAGUUUACCCAGAGUAUGAUGGAAAUGGAGGAAGACGACGAGCCACCUACCAUCAAACUCGGUGAUGCUUCUGUUGCUGCACCAUUUACCAGUAAACUUAGCAACGUCAUCGCGAUUCCAAAUAUCAUUCGCCAAGGUCGUUGUACUCUUGUUGCAACUAUCCAGAUGUACAAAAUUCUGGCGCUCAACUGUCUCAUUUCCGCCUAUAGUUUGAGUGUUCUGUACUUGGAAGGUAUCAAAUUUGGAGACGGCCAAGUAACAAUCAGUGGUAUGCUCAUGAGCGUCUGCUUCUUGUCGAUUUCUCGUGCCAAGUCUGUGGAAGGAUUGUCAAAGGAACGUCCUCAACCCAACAUUUUCAACUUCUAUAUCAUUGGCUCCAUCUUGGGUCAAUUCGCGGUGCACAUUGUCACCCUGAUAUACAUUGCGCGAUUCUGUGAUAGACUUGCUCCACGAAGCGAUGAUAUCGAUUUAGAAGGAGAGUUCCAGCCUUCCCUCUUGAACAGUGCCGUCUAUCUUCUCCAACUUAUCCAACAAAUUUCCACCUUUGCUAUCAACUACCAAGGUCGACCAUUCCGCGAAGCUUUAUCAGAAAACCGCGGCAUGUACUGGGGUAUUCUCGGCGUAACAGGUAUCGCCUUCUCUUGCUCCACGGAAUUCAUCCCCGAAAUCAACGAAAAGAUGCGUCUCGUACCUUUUUCCUCUGAAUUCAAAACCACCAUGACGACCGUCAUGAUUGUUGACUACGCAGGCUGUUAUGUCAUUGAAAAGGCCCUGAAAUUUUUGUUCAGCGACUACAAACCUAAGGAUAUUGCCAUUAGACGACCGGAUCAAAUACGCCGGGAGGAGAAGAGAGCCGAGGAGGCGCUGGCCGAGAAGAUUAGAGCGGAAGAGGAGAAGGCUGAGAGGGUUAUCAAGGAGUUGGAGGAGAAACUGAGGAUUAAGGCAUAA